GGACGCGACGAGUACGAACAGUAAAAUAUUCAUAUAUCGUCCGCACAUUUACCCAGUGAGAGCGAUGUGUUUUCACCCAACGAGAAACGACUUAAUGUCCUGUGGUGCUGAUGGAACAUUCAAACGUGCAGAUUUCAACACUUGUGUUUUUGAUGAGGUAAAAAGCCCUGGUCAAACGAAAAUACGAGUUCCAAAUUUCUCGCUCUCAUUUGACCUUUAAUUCACAUCGACUCUCAUGCAUGCAUUCUUUGAACUGGUUCAAAUUUUGAUGAUACUUGAGGAGAGUUUUUGCUCGUUUAAUAAGUAGUAUUCAGUUAACUCUCAUGCAACUCUUGCCGGUUACGCUCCCCUGGAAACUCUCGCUUGCCAACUCCCAUCAACUCUCAUCCUCGUUUGAUUGGGGCUUCAUUAAACAAGCAUCAGCGUUUUCGUUUUAAAGAUAAAUUAUAGCUGGUUAGUGUAAAACAUCAAUUAAGGAUUUUUUUAAUAAUUACUCCUAACUGCUUGUUUUUCCAACAAUGUUUCAAUGUGGCGGAUACAUUUGGGGUUUAAACUGAUUCAAAAAUAAGGUCAUGACCCCUAUUAUUUCUUUCAUAGAAUGAUUUGUUUUCGACAUGUCAAAACGUUUCAAAAGAGGAAAUGUAAUGAUAAUUUACUUCAGCCAUGACAACUCCGAUUGUUUUUUAAAAAGAGUGAAUAUUUGUCAAAAAAAUCGGAUGUUAUUUGUUCAUAUAUAACAAACGGUUUAUUUUUACAGAUUUAUGCAUCCAAUGAUCGUGGCAUUAAUAGUUUCUCAUAUCCAUAUAAUUCACGUGAGACAUUUCUGUUGGCAUUUACUGACGGCCAUAUGACAGUUUUGGAUACAAGGGAGUCGAAGUAAGUCGAAUUGGGCAAGACAAUUAUGUGAAUUCUUCGGUAUAAAGUAUCAAGAUUGCCGAGACAUUCGUCGGAUAAAUAGCGUUUUGUUAAACGGGUACGGAAAAAUAACUUUUCCAUCUCGGCUUAACAAAACAAAUAUAUUUCUGUUUGCGUAUGCGCUUUGCGAAUGUCGGAUGAGUAAGUAAGUAAAAACUUUAUUUGAUUACACUAACCUCAACAGCAAAAGCUGGUUUUGAGUUCAGAUAUGAAUCCAUCAGAUGACGAGUUUGGGUGUCGGAUGAAUAUCCACGGCCUACAUACAUCUGUCGCCAUGUUGAUUUUUACUGCCUCGUUUCGAGGCUCGUUCUUGUCUUGUUAAUAUUUGCACUGCAGUAAUUGUUAAAAAAUAAUUACACUGCUCUAAUACCCAAUCAGAAUUGAGUAACGUUUUCGUCUAUAAUAUUAACUAUAUAGGUGGUUGGCUCUCCAAAAUUGGUUCUCCUAAGAAGCCGUAUUUUUAGGUUUAUAUAUAUCUAAUAUAUACAUAUAUCUAAUCGGGACGUUCAUGUCUUCUUUCAAAUUAUGCUAGUUUUGGUAACACAUAUAGUUCGUUGCUAUGUCGACACGCGUAUGGACUUCACUCUGAAAUGCCAAAAAGUGUAGGAAAUGGCACUCUGAAAUGCAAAAAAGUGUAGGAAAUGGCAUUUGCAAGCCUCGAUCUUUUAAUUUUUUCGAGUGAACAUGAUCCCUUGUUUUCAGCCAUCCUAUAACUGUAAAUAUUUUCCUAUGCUACUGCUGUGAAUAGUGCUUUAUGGCCUUCGAACAACAACUCCAAAUGGAUCAUGUAUUGCGUGUCACCUUAAUUUCCACUUUGUUGAAAAGCUAAAAUACUGUCCAACCAUCUUACAUUGAAUAUUAAUUGUAUUUUUUCUUUUUAUGUCGAAUGUAGAAGCAAGAAUACUUCCCACUUGUGUCAUACGAAAGCGAUAAAAUGUAUUGACUGUCACCCUGCGAAUGAAUACCUCUUCUGUACAUCCUCGGCAGACGCGUCAGUAUAUUAAAUAAACUUGAUUAACUAUUUUAUAGUUAAGGUGUCACAAGCAUAGAUAUCUUAUAUACACUAGAUAGUAUCAUGAUAGUGUAUCUAAUUAUUCUACAAUUCAAAAAUUGAAGCCGUGAUUGCAGACUCAGGACAUUCCCGUGAAAUGAGAAGAUUCGUAUGUUUUCUAUUUCUUAAACACGGACCAUAAAUACCGUAAACCUAUUCCAAAUACAUUUUAAACUAUUCAAAUGAUGAAAGUUAUUGUUGUUUUUUAAGCGUUUAUUAGCGAGUGGGAAACACCAACAUGGCCGCCAUCUAUUCAAAUGGGGGUAACCGCUGGAAUAUUCUUGGCUUUAAUUUAAAAAAAAGAGAUGCACUAUCUAGUCUAUAUAAGAUAUCUAUGGUCACAAGCAAUACAUCUGUUCAAUCCAGCAUGAUGGCUAUAUCUUUACUUUUGUAAUUAUGAACUAUAGCUGUUUUAUAGUUUGAAGCGGCGGCCAUAAGUUUGGAAAUUAGUUACAGCUAGCUUGUCCUUAACUGAUUAAAAAAGUGGGUUUUUAUUCCAAAUUAUUAUAGACACCUUACGAUGUAGGACGGCAGCGUGACGACGACGGCCAUUCAUACAAUGAGAUUCAUAGUAUUUAUUAUUUAAGGGGAAAAAAAAAUAAUAAAUAUCCCACGGGAGUUUGAGACGCUAUAUCCAUGCACGGUCUGUAUGUUUACAACGGGGGGAACUAUACAGACUUUUCUGUCUUGGAUGAUAUGCGUGCAUUUCCAGACGCGAGAAGUGAUACUCUGCAAAUUAGCUCAGUGCCAGGGUAGAACUUUCUCAACAAUAUAAGACACUAUUUCAAGCUAACCAAACAUGCAGUAUUAAUUAAAUUGAUGCGAUCAAUAAUAAUAGUCUACAAACUUUGUCGUCGUCGCAUUGCCGUCCUAUUAUACAUCGUAAGGUGUCUACUAUUUACAAUUUAACGACUCUUCUAGAUUGUUUACACCCGGAAAGAUAUUUAAAAUUGUAUCAUUUUAACAGAACUGUUGCGAUCUGGGAUUUACGACGGAUCAAAGGUAUGAAGUCAAAAUUGGGCACGUUUCAAGGGCAUAACCGUUCGGUCACAUCAGCGUACUUCUCUCCUUUGGAUGGGAAAUAUGUUUUGUCAACAUCCUGGGAUGAUACAGUCAAGUAAGUUUAACUAAAACCGUUGAACCUACUUUAUUUACGCUGGAUAACAUGCAUGCAAUAUCAGUUUUGCCUAAGCUGUAUGUUCUGUGGACUCCAGAUUACCACUUAUGUUUCUCGAAGCGAAGCUGAUAUAAGUAUUUUAUGAAAUACCAAGUGUAAAGAAAACCGAAACGGGAAACUUAAGUCAUAUGUACCGCUCAGAGCUGUUGCCAGGACCAGGAGACGUGAUACGUUCUCAUCAUGCAAUGAGUCUGAAUGAGAUGCAAGAAAACAAUGAACUUUGACACUUAGUAUAUAACAAUAGACGAACAAGAGACUUUUCUUUCUCAGAGAAUGUCGUCGGGCAUAUCUCCCGGAUGAAGUUGGUAUUACCUGCUACAAAGCUAAGAUCAGACCCCUACUUGAGUAUUGGACGUACUCCAAUUUGCGGCGGUCUUCCUAGCUAUCUCGAGGCUGAAAUUGAAAGCAUUCCGAGAAGAAGCUUGUGAUGUUACUCUGAGUGUAUAUCCACACCGGGCAGGCUUGAAAAAUAUACCUGGCCACGGUGGGAAUCGAACCUACGACCUUUGGAAUACUAGUCUAAUGCCCUGCCAACUGCAUCACAAGCAUCUUAUUCAUCACAUUGCACCAACACAAGAGAAUUAUCGUGAUUACUAGAUUACAUAGAUAUCGAAGGAACUAGACUCAGUUCCGAAAUAUCACAUACUCGAACCCACCUGACCGCGUAGCUCAGUUGGCAGAGCAUUGGGCUAGUAGCAAAGGUCGUAGGUUCGAUUCCCACCGUGGCCAGGUAUAUUUUUCAAGCCUGCCCAGUGUGGAUAUACACUCAGAGUAACAUCACAAGCAUCUUAUUCACCUGAGUACAUUGCACCAACACAAGAGAAUUAUCAUUCCGAGAAGAAGUUUGAAAAUCCUAGGCUUACCCAGCGAUUAUCUACCAUCCUUGUCCCAAAGGAGAAAUAACAUUACCCUCCAAGAAUUCACACGUAUCAUGGAUGAGGACACACAACCUUGCUCAGACCUAAUCCCGAAACACAUAAGCCACAACCACCAUCUCAGGUCAAACAAGAGAAAAGUAUCAAUAUUUUCUGGAACUGAAAGACAUAUAGAUCUUCUUUCAUACCGAGGGCUGCCUCACUAUUUUAAAUAUUUGCAUACUUUGGUGAAUUUUUAUAGGCCAUUUUGAACACGUUGGACUUGCCAUAAACGUCAUUUUCAACUGAACGUUUUAAAUGUGUAUAUACAGGGUGUAUAAAAAAAAACUGAAGAGAUUUGAAAUUGCUCUCAAUUUCGAAAAACACCUAUUUGUAUCUGGGUUUUUAUAUAUAUAGCUUCUUUGGGUACUUAUAAUGUAAAAUAAUGAAAAAAAUUUCUCGAACUCAAAUUUUGUGAACCAGGGGGGUGUGUCUUUUCCAACAAAUUAAAAAUGGCUCGCGCACAAAAUUUAAAAGCUGUAAUCAUAUUUUGAGUUAAUAGAUUGAACAUUUGUCGGGUUUUUAAUUACUGUACAAAAUUUCAGACAAUUUGGUUUAGUUUAAGCCCUUUAACUAUUCAUUUUGUUCUAAAAAGUUAGCCUUUCGCAUGCUUAAUUAAUGCCUUUACCUAAUUUGCAUAUUGCUGACAUAUGCAAAUUAGGCAAAUGCAUUAAUUAAGCAUGCAAAUAGCUGAUUUUUCGGGAAAAUUGUAACUUUGCGUGAAUAGUUAAGGAGCUUAAACUAAACCAAAUUGUCUGAAAUUUUGUACAGUAAUUAAAAUCCCGACAAAUUUUCCAUCUGUUAACUCAAAUUAUGAUUGCAGCUUUUAAAUUUUGUGCGCGAGCCAUUUUUAGUUUGUUGGAAAAGACACACCCCCCUGGUUCACAAAAUUUGAGUUCGAGAAAUUUUUCUCAUUAUUCUACAUUAUAAGUACCCAAAGAGGCUAUAUAUAUAAAAAAACGGAUACAAAUAGCUGUUUUGCAAAAUUGAGAGCAAUUUUAAAUCUGUUCAGUUUUUUUUAUACACCCUGUAGAACAUUUUGAACACGUUCACGUUCUUGUAUCAUACAUACGUCGUUUUCUUGUGUCAUACAUACGUCGUUUUAUAUAUAUAUGUAUAUAUAUAUAUAUAUAUAUAUAUAUAUAUAUAUAUAUAUAUAUAUAUAUAUAUAUAUAUAUAUAUAUAUAUAUAUAUAUAUAUAUAUAUAUAUAUAUAUAUAUAUAUAUAUAUAUAUAUAUUCCGCAACAGUCUGUUUCAUUAGUAAAGAAUCAUCAGGCGGUAUCAUAUAUAUAUAUAUAUAUAUAUAUAUAUAUAUAUAUAUAUAUAUAUAUAUAUAUAUAUAUAUAUAUAUAUAUAUAUAUAUAUAUAUAUAUAUAUAUAUAUAUAAAUUAAGGUACAACAAAUCAACAAAAUCCACUAGGCAUCUUUAUUACUAAAUAGUUUCGUACCACAGUAUGUGGCACUCUUCAGAUAAAUUGACCUAAUGACAAUUAGGUCAAUUUAUCUGUAGACAAUUAGGUCAAUUAGGUCAAUUUAUCUGAAGAGUGCCACAUACUGUGGUACGAAACUAUUUAGUAAUAAAGAUGCCUAGUAAAUUUUGUUGAUUUGUUGUACCUUAAUUUAUAUAUAUAUAUAUAUAUAUAUAUAUAUAUAUAUAUAUAUAUAUAUAUAUAUAUAUAUAUAUAUAUAUAUAUAUAUAUAUAUAUAUAUAUGCUUAAAGAUAUUAUAAUUAAUUCUGAAUUCAGAAUUCUGAAAAAGACUCGAAGUAACCGAGUCGAAAGCUCAAUAAAAGUAUAUUUCAAUCCGGAAAACUUUAAUUAAUAUAUAUAUAUAUAUAUAUAUAUAUAUAUAUAUAUAUAUAUAUAUAUAUAUAUAUAUAUAUAUAUAUAUAUAUAUAUAUAUAUAUAUAUAUAUAUAUAUAUAUAUAUAUAUAUAUAUAUAUAAAGCUUCAAAUAGAAAAUAAAUUUUAUUAAACUUCAAAUGAAUAAAUACAUGUUGUAAAGAUAAAGAUACGUUUCGGGGCACAGCCCCUUCGUCAGAAAACGAAUAUAUAUAUAUAUAUAUAUAUAUAUAUAUAUAUAUAUAUAUAUAUAUAUAUAUAUAUGCGCUAUCAUGCAGUUCAUGUGUAAUAUGUCAUAUAUACACAUACACAAGGAGGAAUUGAGUUUAUUCGUGUCAAAAGUGACACAGUUUAUUUCAAUUUCAACAUAGAGUACUGGAACAAACAUCUUCGUCAAAGCUGGAGGUGAAGCGAAAUUUCAGGUAAUUAUAUUUUUUAUCAUUAUAUACAUUGAAUUACAUUGCAUUACAUAUUACUUUACAUUGCAGCAUUGCAACGAUCAGCUGUGCAUUAGCUAUACAGGGUGUAUAAAAAAAACUGAACAGAUUUGAAAUUGCUCUCAUUUUCGAAAAAUAGCUAUUAGUAUCCACUUUUAUAUAUAUAUAUAUAUAUAUAUAUAUAUAUAUAUAUAUAUAUAUAUAUAUAUAUAUAUAUAUAUAUAUAUAUAUAUAUAUAUAUAUAUAUAUAUAUAUAUAUAUAUAUAUAUAUAUAUAUAUAUAUAUAUAUAUAUAUAUACGGUAUAUAUUUAUAUAUAUAUAUAUAUAUAUACCGGGUGUCCCAAAAAAAAGUACUCCGGUUUGAUUCGUAAUAACUUCUAAACAAGUAAAGCUUUUAAAGAGAAAUAACUUGCAUCAAAUAGAGGAAGGACUAACUUAGAUUUUGAUAUAUUACAGUUGUAUUUCACUUAAAAAUUCACGGAGAUAUUAAUCUUUAAAAUCGGGAGCAUAUUUCUGGAUGUGUCUGAAAUAUGCAAAAAACGGCGUAUCAAAUAUUAAUCAAGAUUUGCCCGACUGAAACAUGCACUAUUGCCAGUAAAUAAAUGACACUUGACAAAUGGUUAAUUAUGAAAGAAAGUAUUAUUAUAUCUACAAAAUACAAGCAAGAUUUAUUCGUCCGAAAUUCGCGUGUGUUCCUAGCACGAAUACGUUUCCUUAUUUCAUGAGACCACUGCAUCGCGAAGGAUCGUCAUGGAUCGUUCGUUGUUCUGAAUUAGGGCAUGCUGUCACAAUGGAAUUGUGGAGCUCUUCUAGCUUCUGCAACGUUCUGAAAUCUUGUUAAGAACACCCAAACUCUUUUGCAUUUUCUCAAUCUUGGCAAGUUCAGAGUAAACUGAGAAUUAUAUGAAACACAAUCAAACCAUAUAACUCCAUAAGACAUAACAAUUAAGCAACUCCCCAGAGACAUGCAACAUUUUUGGAACAAAACGUAACAAAAUAGUAGCGUUGAUACGGUGAUGUGUUUUGCAAAAAGCAAUAUUAUUUUCUUCAAUAAAGAAUAAUAUUCAUCCUGCUCUAACCGAGAAAUAAUCAACUCAGUCUGUUUGAACCCAUUAAAAACAUAAAAAAAUUAGGCUAUUUAAGAAAAAUUUAAGCGCCUGCCUUCCAUGGUCAGUCUUUCAUGUACUUUUAAGUUUGUAAAGACCUAAUAUUAAAUACUUGCAUAAUUUCGAACGCUCAUAUUUCAGGAAACAAUGAGCUAAGACUUACAUGUAAGAUGUUUAAAUAUACGCCAUAUACCUAGACAAACCCUAACGAUAAUUCGCUGAAAUACAAGUUAGCCUGAUAUGUCAUUAAGCAAACAAACGCUGGAGUUAAUAUUUGAUAUGCCGAUUUUCGCUAAUUUUAGACACAUCCCAAAAUAUGCUCCAGACUUUGAACAUUAAUAUCUCCGUGAAUUUUUAAGUAAAAUACAACUGUAAUAUAUCAAAAUCUAAGUUCGUCCUUCCUCUAUUUAAUGCAAGUUAUUUCUCUUUAAAAGCUUUACUUGUUUAGAAGUUAUUACGAAUCAAACAGGAGUACUUUUUUUUGGGACACCCGGUAUAUAUAUAUAUAUAUAUAUAGUUUCUUUGGGUACUUAUAAUGUAGAAUAAUGAAAAACAUUUCUCGAACUCAAAUUUUGUAAACCAGGGGGGUAUGUUUUUUCCAACAAACUAAAAAUGGCUUGCGCACGAGAUUCAAAAGCUUUAAUCGUAUUUUGAGUUAAUGGGUGGAAAAAAAACUAUAUAUAUCAAAAACUGGAUACUAAUAGCCGUUUUGCGAAAUUGAGAGCAAUUUCAAAUCUGUUCAGUUUUUUUAUACACCUUGUAUAUGAGAAAACUGUCAAAACGCGAAUAUAUAUGUCGACUAGAAAUACAUUAAUGCAAACCUUUCACCCAAAAUAUUAUCCUUUCGUUACUAUCAAGCGUGCACGUAGCAAACGUCAUAAACACUUAUGGUAUUAUAAUAAAUUACCAUACCCUAUAUUGUGUUGCAAAUGCCUGACCAAAAUAACCGCCUUUCAAUUUUAUAUGUUUAGGCAUUUCAAUCAAACAAACCGUUGGUUGUCUGCAUUUAAGGCUACAUGGGACCCACGAAAUGGUCGUGGGUUUGUAAUCGGCAGUAUGUUGGCGAACCGCAGAGUAUGUAAUUUCAGCAAAUCACUUAUUUAGGCCAUUUAAGAAAUCUCGCUCCUUUUAAAACAGAUUAUUACUUACUGCGUUACUGCUAAAUCAAUAUACCCCUAGCAGCUCUGCCUAAAAUCCCCUCCUAACAACGCCUUCCACCCCUAGAAGAAAGUCCUCCUUAUCCACAAUAACAUGAUAAGUAUAUAUUCGGCACGGCAAUUAAUUUUUUUACGGAAAGGAUGUCAACUUUCCCUGACAUUUUUUUCUUCUUUCCCGAUGUUUCCAAUGCAUGUACCGCUUCUCGCUAAUUGGUUUUCCUUCUCUACUUAUUUUCCUAAAUUUUGGGUAGAAGUUGCACUUUUCAGGCGUUUUACUCAACUCAAUUUUAGUUUCGUUUCUUUUUAUAUCCCGGAUUCACAUUUUGCCUCUAUAGAGGCUAUGUGUGUGUGGGGGGGGGGGGGACACCCCUAUUCGCCAAAUAUAGUCGGUAAAUUGUUUUCCCAGUUGGCAAAAUCGAUGCCCGCGUGGUGGUCAAGUGGCAAUCCUUUGAAUGCUUAUGGGUAACCCGUUUGAAAUUUGAAUGCUUAUGGGUAAAAAUUACAACUGCAUGAAAACUCCAGUUUUAAUGUUGCAGCUGUAUACCAUCCUCCCGACCACAAUUAUAAUGCAGACGAUUUAAUAGAAUUCCUAAUGGACUCAUGCGAGCAGUUAUCGGAAAACCUUAAUACGAAGAUAAUUAUUACUGGAGAUAUAAACAGAGUGAAUAUUCGCGACCUACUUAAUCAAUUAUCUUUUGCACAGUUGGUUAGAUCAUCUACAAGAGGUAACAAUAUCUUAGAUGUUUUGUCACAAAUGUUCCUCACUACUGGAAAGAAAUAAAAGUUAAGAAAAGUUUGGUAAGAACUGAUCAAAAUAUGAUUAUUGCAUACUCGAGAAACAUUAUAAAAGCAAAAAGAACAAAUUCAUUCUUUAGGGAUGUGAGAGAACAUAGAAAAUUAAACAUGCUAAGAGAACUAGAGAAUGUGGAUUGGUCCAAGAUAACAAUAUAUGACCAAGCCCCUGAUGGAAUGGUUAAACAACUUUAUGAAUGUAUCUGGCCGAGAUUUGAGAACAAUUUUCCACUGAUUAAAGUCCGAACCUCGUCACGCGAUCCACCAUUUAUGUCCCCUCUCGUAAAGUAUUUGUUGAAAAAAAAGGAAGAAAGCUAUAGGCGUAGGUGACGAAGAAUCUACUUUUCGUCCACAAAAUCAAAUUAACACACUAAUUUGCGCCAAUCAACGUAAUGCUGUUCAAAAUGAGAACCAAAAUCAUAAAACUGGAACAAAGAAAUGGUGGAAUAAUGUUAAUAACAUUACUGGCAGGAAAGAGAAAAAUUCUGCACCUGUUAGCUCUCUGAUUGAUCCGAAUGUUAUAAAUGCCUACUUUCAAACUAUUAACACUGACCCUAAUUAUUCAGCCCCUCAGUUACUAGAAAUGCCAGAGGGAACUAGAAUUUCGUUUCUUUCUAUCGAUAUUGUCUAUAACUUCCUAAGAAAACAGAAGCGUUCAUCAUCUGGCCCGGACGAUCUACCACAUUGGUUCUGGAAGACAUUCGCAGCUGAAUUAGCUCCAGCUAUAACAAAAAUAUUUAACGUAUCUCUGAAAGUUGGAAAAGUCCCUGAAAUAUGGAAGAGAGCGAAUAUAGUUCCAAUACCAAAAGAAAAUGUUAUCAACUCAAGUUCUGAACUGAGACCUAUUUCACUAACAGACAUCAUAAUGAGGUUAUUUGAGAGAUGUAUAUACAAAAAUGACAUUGCAGAUGUUAUAUAGCACUCAAUCGAUUCUGACCAAUACGCAUAUAAAGUGGGACAUAACUCAACGAUGACUUUAGUUAAAUGUCAACAUACGUGAUUGAAAGGGUUGGAUAAUGGUGUGAAAUAUGUGAGAGUACUAUCAUUUGACUUUAGCAAGGCUUUUGACAGUGUUCCACACGACAUACUAUUUGGAAAAGUUAAGAAAUUGCCUUUUAACACGUACAUCAUAAAUUGGAUGAUAGAUUUCUUAAAAGAUAGCAAACAGAGAGUAACAGUUGAUGGCAUCACAACCGAGUUCUUGAAAAUUAAUCGUGGCGUGCCUCAGGGGACUGUUCUAGGCCCGAUACUAUUUUCAAUAAUGGUAAAUGACAUUAAACCAGUCAAUCCAAUCAAUGAACUCUGUAAAUUCGCUGAUGAUAUAACAAUAGAAGCCCUGGGCUAUGAUGAGGAUGAUACAGGUGCAGAAGAGGUAGAAAAUAUGAAAUUAUGGUCGGAUGAAAAUCGAAUGGUGCUGAAUAUGAAUAAAACAUACGAAAUGAUUGUUCGUGGGAGAACAUCUAUACCUCUACCCAGUUGCAUUCCGUCCAUCAAACGGAAAACAUGUCUCAAGAUACUUGGAAUUACCCUUGAGGAAAUACCGGAAAAUUGGGACAUACACUUCGAAGAGAUGCUUAAAAAAAGCGAGUGGAAGAAUGUACAUUUUACGGGUGUGUAAAUAUUAUAGUUUUACAACAAAGCAGUUAGAACUUCUCUUUCAGAGUUUAAUAAUGUCAUUAUUCACUUUCGGAACUGAACUUUGGGGAGGAGCAUCUUACACUAAAUACAUUAGUCAGAUUGAUAAGUUUAUAAAUCGUGCAUACCGUAAUGGGUAUGUAACAGAGAAAUCUAAUUUUAGAGAAAUAAUUAAUAAGAGAGACAAGAGAUUAUGGAUAUUAGAUGAUGAAAAUAAUGCACUAAGAGAACUUUUACCCAACAAAUUAAAUCGAACUUUAAGGCAAAGGGGACAUGACUUUGAUCUGCCCUUAGUAAGAACUGAAAGAUUUAAAAAAUCUUUUGUAAAUAGAUGUCUUUUCAUUUUUAUCUAGUGUAUGAUACAUUUUAAUAACUUUUAACAAUAUUGUAGAAUUUUACUAGUUUUGUUAAAUUAUUGAUGUAAAUAAUUAAUGUAAAAUAGACUAUAUUCUUAUAAUUCCAUGUAAACUCGGACGUGUGUUUCGAGUAUUGAUUAAUAAAGACUAUUAUUAUUAUUAUAUAAUAUUAUAUAUAUAUAUAUAUAUAUAUAUAUAUAUAUAUAUAUAUAUAUAUAUAUAUAUAUAUAUAUAUAUAUAUAUAUAUAUAUAUAUAUAUAUAUAUAUAUAUAUAUAUAUAUAUAUAUAUAUAUAUAUAGGCAUAUAUAUGCAUAUAUACAUAUAUAUAUAUAUAUAUAUAUAUAUAUAUAUAUAUAUAUAUAUAUAUAUAUAUAUAUAUAUAUAUAUAUAUAUAUAUAUAUGUAUAUAUAUAUAUAUAUAUAUAUGCCCCUCGCCCAAUUGUUCUUCCGGCGCCCCUGCAUAGAUUGUAUAGUAAACCUUCAACUCAGUUCAUCGUAAUUAAUUUACCUUUUACUUGUUUUAGCUGUAAGUCUGGAUAAUUAGCACGUAUACUUUUGCCCUUUACGUUACCUAUAUGGCAUCUGAUAAAUAUUUCUUAGAUUCAAUUCUAUCAUGUCGAGCAAAGGACAAAAGCCCCUCUCUUGGAGAUGUUCAAUGAAAAUUUUACAACAAUUGCGUCAACGAAUGUCUUCCAUCCGUCGAAAAACAUCAUUGCAUCAGGAAAUUCAAGUGGAAAGGUUUUCGUAUGGUCAGAAUAACUUCAAGGUACUUAGUUUCUCAACAUGUGUAAAUGUACAAUGUAAUAUUUAAUGUACACUACAAGAGUACAGCGUAAAAUAACAACUUUGACUAAGUUUUUCUGGUUUACGUUAUUUAGAUUCAGCUUUGUAUUUAUUUUUAUUUAUAUCUGGGGCCGGAUAUACGAAAGGCGUUUAACUCUCUAUCCACCGUUUAACUCGCAUGAGAUAGUAAUAGAAAUGCACAACCCUGUCGAGCAGUUAUCUUUUUAAAUCCAAUGAACAUGAAAAACUCACUUUUAACUGACUUGGUCUUGUACCACUUUUAGUUAUGAAAAUAAACAAUAUGACUUUGGAAAGCCGACAAGUAUACAAAAUAGACAACCGUUUAAGUUAAACGCCUUUUGUACAACCGGCACGUAGUCUAUGGAACGUGGAACGAUAACUUUGGCUUUGUUUAUGAGGCCAAGAUGGUGGAAAUUGAAGCCUGUCUUGUAGGCAUGCCCUAGGCUCCUAUGCGGAAUAUUACGCAAUUCAGUACGAAAAAUCGGCAUGUAAAUAUUUUUUUGACCGUAUGAAACUAGAGAAAGUUGUUUUCAAAUUAUGUAGAAACCUUUUUCAAUUUGUCAUAACAUUAAAGUUAUCUGACGAGGUAAAAAACCGCGCAGACAUCAGCAAACUUCUGUUUGUUCUGGACCGUCUGUGAGAGAAUACUGAACACAGGAUAGCAUCGACUGCAAUAUACCUUAUGCAUAAUGACGUCACAAGGCUUGAUGCCCGCGGGGAAUGCUGGUCUUGGUAGUCAUCGCCCGGGAAAAGUAAAUUAUAAACAAAAUUAAACAAACAACUAUCGAAAUUUUCCCAGGCGAUGACUAUUAAGACCGGC
Paramuricea clavata is the source of this 13003-nucleotide messenger RNA. Lineage: Eukaryota; Metazoa; Cnidaria; Anthozoa; Malacalcyonacea; Plexauridae. The record is from the annotation of a GenBank genome assembly.